AUGGUUGCCGAAAUCAUAGAUCUCACCUACUCAUCGAGCCCAUCCUCCGACCCUGCCACCUUGACUGCGGACACCACUUCUGCAGACGCUAAACGACCCGCACCCAAAACACCGAAACGGAGUGCUAAACAGCAGAACGGCGAGGCUCGCACUCACCCAACUCCCAAGGGACCGAAAGCUUUGCGACGCGAGAACGAGAGCUCCCAGCAGACUGAAUCGAAGACGGAAUCAGCCCCGUUGUUUUUCAUCGACGUUACACCUAUUGUCUUGCAGCCCGCUCUUAAGCCCACGGAAUCGAGUCAAUCGACUUCGGCGAAGAAAUCUGGUGAAGGGUCCCAGUCACAACUACUACUGCCCUCGCAUGUUGGAUUGGACGGCUCGCAAUUUGACCCCCCGAAUGCAGAGGGGGAAGAUGCUGAAGAAACAUUCAUCGAAUAUCUUGACUAUGAUGAUAAUCGCAAAGUAGGAUUGGUACGGUAUUUUGAAGAACCAGAGGAAGAAGACGCGCAGCCCGUGAAACCUGUGAAACGCGUGUGUAGGAAUUGCGGAGGGAACCAUAACGCCUCGGGGUGCAAAGUUAUCAUAGAUUGCCCGAAUCGUGGUGAUUACCAGAACUACUGUAACAGAUGUGGCCGGUCUAGCCACAAAUCAAAUGAUUGUCCAACGCUUUGGCGAAUGUAUGAUUAUGUAUCAGAAGGGACCCGUGAGCAGAUCAUGCAGUUCCGUGAAUCCUGCCGCGACCUCAACAUUGGUGAGGGCGGCGAAGGAUACAUUGUAAAUGACUUGUGGUGUUACAAUUGCGGGGAGACUGGGCAUUGGGGAGAUGAUUGUGAUCUACGAGGCCCAGAGCAAAACGAGGAACCGUCUGCCUUCAGCGAAUACAACACCUCGUCCGGGCCGUUCUUCGACGCUAACGCCGAACCAACGUCAGGUCCCUCCCGAUCGCGACCGCUCCGAGAUUGGGAGAGACCAGACUUCGUCGAUCCCAAACUACCUGGCAACGUGGGCAAAGAGGGGCGGAAGAAGGAUAGAGCCAAGCUGGAGAAACGGGCGAGAGAGAUCGACGACGAGGAUGAGGAGGAUGAUUGGUUCAACAAGGGUGCUAGGAAGCGAUCUAGUGGUUCGCGGUCGAAACCCAAGUCGGCUGACGGAGAGAACAGAGGAGCGAAUGGUAAUGGGAACGGGACCGCGCGGCCGAAAGGGAAGAUGCCUCAGAUCAGCUUCAAGAACGGCGCGAGGGAUUUGGAUAGCAAAGUGACUACUACCGCUUCGAUGAGUCUCUUGGAUCGCAUUCAGAUGGAUGACGAUGGUAAGGCCAAGGCUGCGUCCUCCUCUAGAUUCAACAACGACCGUGGACAGAGUUCGAGGAAUAGGGAUAGGGAUAGGGACAGAGACGACAGGGAGAGGGACGACAGAGGCCACCGUCAUCGGCGAGAAAGCGACUCGUACCGAGGAGGUAGCAAGGGUGGAGGACCACGAAGUCGGGAUAAGUCGCGGGACGACCGACAACCACCCACAGGACCUCGUCUGAACCUCUUCAAGAAAUCAGAGACAACAUGGAAUCGUUUCUUGGCCAUGCGCAUCGCAUAG
Molecule: messenger RNA, 1590 nt
Organism: Pleurotus ostreatus (oyster mushroom)
Lineage: Eukaryota; Fungi; Basidiomycota; Agaricomycetes; Agaricales; Pleurotaceae
Exons: 6
Coding region: 1-1590 (529 amino acids)
Molecular function (GO): zinc ion binding; nucleic acid binding
Source: RefSeq, a predicted model, not a curated record